GGAAAAACGUCUCUUUGCUCCGGACUGCCAUGUUUCUUCGUUCUUUUCGCGCUGGGACUCGGAGCUUUGCUAGACGAUCUCUCUGCCAGCCCGCACCUGUCCAUUGUUUAUUUCCGAGCAAAAAACGCGUAUCAAGUGUACCUCGCGAUGUUGUUCACAAAGAAAUUAUGCCACGGAUAUACAUUCAUAUCCUGGCUCUGAAGUAUCUUACUCUCCAGAGAAGCUUUUACAAGCUUUAGAAAUGAUGGCCGACUCGUCUGAGUCCCUUCCACCGAUUCCAUCAGGUCAAGACCAAGAGAGUUUCUGGCGCGCCUAUCUACUGGCCAACCAAAUCAUCAUGUAUCUAGCUGCAAGACCGGCAACGGAAGCGGAAACUUUCGCUGCGAUAUUCCAAUCCGCAUCCGUGCCCGAAAACUCCGCCGUUGCACGAGGACGUGCUGGUGUGCUCAAAAUCACGAAACAAAUCGUUAAAAUCAUGCUUGAAGUUCCACGGUCAUCAUCGCUGAGGUCUUCCCAUUCAGAAGUCUUCCAAGCGUUCGAAAGCCUGCAAAAGACUCACGAUAUCUAUGUCGCACCCAAUGAAGAGAAUGCGAAUGAUCUGGAGAAGUGGUCGAGAUUUUUUGUGGGUUUAAGGACGGAUUUGGUGGAGUUCACAGCACGGAUCGGAACAGUGGUUGAAGAAUGGGAAUCAGUGGAACAACAGAUGAAGAAAUGAUGAAGCUUCCGAUUCAGGCCAAUUCAUCUCUGGAAAAAGGUAUGUACAUGCAUACGCCACACUAUACCAUCCCCCAUGUUCAAUUAUCUGUUCUUAUACAUCUUCGGCCGUUGAGCAUUGGAACAUUUGCAUUUGUAUCGCGAACUCAUAACUACUCAGAGGAGCUCAGAUCUAGAGGCUUUUCUCCACUAUCCAUACAUUCAAUCUCAAUUCUCUGUCA
Messenger RNA from Lentinula edodes (shiitake mushroom), 935 nucleotides. RefSeq lists its product as uncharacterized. Lineage: Eukaryota; Fungi; Basidiomycota; Agaricomycetes; Agaricales; Omphalotaceae. The record is from RefSeq and is a predicted model, not a curated record. The transcript has 4 exons. Bases 242 to 715 code for a protein of 157 amino acids.